Molecule: messenger RNA, 1890 nt
Organism: Sinocyclocheilus anshuiensis
Lineage: Eukaryota; Metazoa; Chordata; Actinopteri; Cypriniformes; Cyprinidae
Product: 14 kDa phosphohistidine phosphatase
Exons: 3
Coding region: 82-429 (115 amino acids)
Biological process (GO): peptidyl-histidine dephosphorylation
Cellular component (GO): cytosol
Molecular function (GO): protein histidine phosphatase activity
Source: RefSeq, a predicted model, not a curated record
AGUCUGUUGGUAUAGCAUACUGGCGCGCGUGAUGACUGUAUAAGGUUCGUCUGACUGUUGCCUGCAGCUGCCACAGCGAAGAUGGCAGACGCUCUGAGUAAAGUGCCCGAUGUCGACAUUGAUCCGGAGGGAAAGUUUAAAUACAUAUUAGUGAACAUAAAGGUUAAAGGUGGAACGGAACAAAAAGUGAUAGUGAGGGGAACUAAAACUGCGGAGUACCACAAUCACAUAUUUGAAAAAGUGAAUCCUGCUAUGGAGGCUUUGGGACUGGAGUGUAGUUGUCUUGGUGGUGGCAAGAUUGAGCACAACAACACAGAAAAGAAACUUCGGGUGUUUGGAGAGUCUACGGGAUAUGGGAAGGCUGACCAUGCUCUCACGGUGGAAAAGCUAAAAUCUGUCUUCAAAGACUAUGAAAUCACUAUGGAAUAAAAGUCUAAAUUGAUCACUCUAAAUUCAUGGGCAUGAACAUUUUGUGAAAGUAUACAAUUUGAUAACACUUCAGCUAUACCUCAUUUUCAUUUGGAUAAAAUUAAUGAAUUCACUCACUGGUCUGUCAGCAGUGUCAAAGUUGAGGUUAGAUCACUGACCUUGAUAGCGAGGUCUAACCUGCACAGGAACUCUGCAUGUGUUUUGCAGAGUGAUAAACAUAUCCAGUCUCCUGUCUCCAUCACGGAAUGUGUCUGUGUAGAGAUCAGGGACAGAUAAAAGAGUGUCUGUAUGAUUCAUCAUAUGUCUAAUUUGCUACUGGAAUUCAUUGAGAAAUUUGGCAUUGAGAUACAAGCAUUCAGUGUAUGGAUUCAUAUUUGGUGAGAAAACAUUUUACUGACUCAAUCGCUCUGGUUUCAUCAUUACAAUUAAAUUGUAAAGGCCCAUUAUUGUGUGAAGUCUUACAUUUAUAUAGUUAUAGUGUGAUUUUCAGUAGAACCCUUAAUGGAUCUUAUUUUAUAGAUGACGUGUUUUGAACACAAGUGAUUUUCCCAUCCUGUUUCUUAAGUUGAAACCUUUACCAGUUUCCUCUAGCCUACCCUGAGACCCCGAAUAUGACCCUCAUUGUCUAUUACCAUUAAGAGGUUAAACGAGAGAGCUUGCACAGCAAGACUAUUUUUUACACUAAAUAGUGUAUUCAUUGUUCAAUUAAAGUUAUCCUAAAAGGUGCCAGUGCCAAGUGUUUUGUUUUUUUAGCAGAGGCCUUCUCAAAAAGGAAAAAAGGUUUGAUAUCAUUUUACAGUGUCAAUGCCACAGCUUUAUUCGUUUAAAUUCAAGGUAUUAUUUUUUAUUUAGAACAAAACUUAUGUAUUAAGGCUGAACAAGGUAAAGUGCUGUGAUUAAUUGCGAUUUAUUUUCCCUGUGAAAUUCCCAUUUUCCUGUGACAUGUUUAGAGUAUAUUUGAACAUAAUGGGGCUGUAUUUGGAAGUUCCUGUAGAUGUUAUCGCCAUCAUAGUCUUCUGUUAAUAGGCUUUUGUUUCCCUUAGCAUGUGGCUGGCGUAUGUGUUUGCACUUACCGUCAAGGAUGUUAAAAGAAAAAUCUGAAAGUGUCACUUUGAAGUAGAGAGGUGUGGCAUAUAGUUAAACAAUAUUGGUAGCCACUGUAUGAUCUCCAGACAGUAUUCUGGUAAUUUGAUCCGUUUAGGCAUGUGCAGCCCCUGUUCCUGCACUCACUUACAGGAACCACUGGAUUAUUUUCAUUCAUCUAAAUUGAGUCAGUCUUCAUUACAAAUAAAUAUAUGAUUAUGAGGAAGUUGAAGAUGUGCAUUCAAAGUAACUUUUUGUGGUGGAGACAAGAGCACGUCAGACAUUAACAAUGUAAGAAAUAUUCAUGAUAUCUCUAUCCCCAAGAUAACUAUCAAAAACUUAGGUCAAAAACUGUAUAUCUUAAAAUAAAAGCAACAG